AGCUCCCCGCGGGUCUCGGUGCAGCAGGAUCCCCCCGAUGGCCAGCCGCCUGGCGUGCUGGCUGCUGCUCUGGGCGCUGGGGCAGGGGGGCUGCCACACGCUCCCCGCGGAGGAGGAAGGUGCCAGCCGCAAGCCCAGGCCCCCCGCGGCUGCCCUGGCCAUCGCCUCCCCCAGCAGGGACCCCCCGGGGGGCUCGUCGCCUUCCCCGGCGCUGGGCAGCCUAGCUCAGGACGCGGUAGCUGUCCACAUGCUUAAACUCUACGAGAAGUACAGCCGGGAAGGCAGCCGGCCUGGGGACGGCAACACGGUGCGCAGCUUCAAAGCCAGGCUGGAGCUAUUGGACCAGAAGCCCCAGUACUGCUUCAAUCUGACAUCCAUGCAGGACUCAGAGUUGAUCCUUACUGCCACAUUCCACUUUUACUCGGACAAGCGCCCCCGGCACCGGGAAGUGUUCUGCAAACGCUCCAAGAACUCAUCCUGCCGCCUCCUCCAUUUGCCCCAGAUCCCACGGCUCAGCCUCUUUUUCCGAAGCAUUCUCCAGAACUCCGCCUAUGGGCUGGUGAAAGGCAAUGUCACGGUGUUCCUCCACAGGCGGGGGGCUUGGCAGAUGAAGGACAUCUCACACAUCAUAAAGGAAUCUAAACGGGAUGGUGAGCUCAUCCUCUGUGUGGAGCUUGACUCUGGAAAGAAAUACCAGGGCUUCACCGAACAGCAAACCAGUCACUUACCGUACAUACUGGUUUAUGCUAAUGACCUGGCCAUAUCGGAACCCAACAGUGUGGCCAUGACUCUACAGCGAUAUGACCCAUUCCCUUCCAGUGAUGGGGAUCCCAGCCUAUCCCCCAAUGCUUCCACAGACACCCGGGUCAGGAGGGACAUAUUUCUUUCCAGCUCUAUCCAGAACAACGAGCUGCCGGAGGUGGAAUAUAACAACAACAAAUACAACAAACAUGACAUAUGGGAAAGUGCCUACAAGUCCCUAAAACCCAAAACCUCACGCAAGGACCGGAGGAGGAAAGGGCAGGAAAACACAGAGGUGCUCUCAAAAUCUCAGAUGCUAAAUUUUGAUGAGAAAACCAUGAAGAAAGCCAGACGAAAACAAUGGAACGAGCCCAGGAUUUGCUCUAGAAGAUAUAUGAAAGUGGACUUUGCCGACAUUGGCUGGAAUGAAUGGAUCAUAUCUCCCAAGUCAUUCGAAGCAUAUUACUGUGCUGGGGCUUGCGAGUUUCCAAUGCCCAAGAUUGUCCGGCCAUCGAAUCAUGCCACAAUCCAGAGCAUUGUAAAAGCUGUGGGAAUCAUUCCAGGCAUUCCCAAACCCUGCUGCGUUCCUGACAAGAUGAACUCCCUCAGCGUCCUGUUCUUAGAUGAGAACAAAAAUGUGGUUUUAAAGGUGUACCCCAAUAUGUCUGUGGAGACCUGUGCCUGCCGAUAAGUGUAUGCCAAUGCUCCUUUAAGGAGACCAGCACCCCCUGCCCGGCUACACUGGGAAAGUUGUGAAUGGGAAAUCAAUUGGCCUGUGUUUAUGAAUGAAUGCAGGUGUACAACUCCAUCCUCAGAAAGAAUGAGGAGACUCUAAAGUAAUACACAAGCUCCCCUCAAAAGAUCUCCCUUAAUGUCACCAUGUGUCUUGCAGAUUAACAGGGAUUCAGCAGCCAGAAAUUCCCCACUUUAAAAAACAAACAAACAAACAAAACCUGGCUAGCUAAGAAAUCUGGUAUUCAGUGUAAUCACUUCUACUUAAACAGUUUGCCAUAAACUGAGGACUAAGAUACAUUUGUACGUGCUAUUUUCUUGACUGUUUUAUCUCUUCAGCUAACCAAGAAGGUGAAAAAUGGACUCUGCAAAGGCAGGCUUACUCUAGAAUCAUAUUUUUUGUACAAAAAUUGUAAUUUUUUUUGCCUAAACACUCACUUAUACCUUUUAAUCCACAUAUUUAUACUGAAAAAGAAUGCUGUAAUAAAAGGCUUAAUAUGUACAUUUUCCUUUGGGAUUCAAAUCUAGUGUACUGUAUAAGCUUUUAUAUAUACAGUAUGUUAAUAUAACCACUUUUGGUUACCUUUCCCUAAUAUAUAUAUUACAAAAGACGUAUGUAACUCCUUCCCACAGUCACUAGUUUGCUGGUUAAUUUCAGAUUGUUAAACAUAUAUAUUCGCUGAAUAACACAAACUAUAUAGUAAUAUGUUUAAGUACUAAAAAUAACCAAGAUUUAUAUUUUUGUAAGUUAUACUUUAUAUCCUCUAGAUCAACUGUUAAAUGCUUUUAACAAAAGCUAAAUAAA
Molecule: messenger RNA, 2278 nt
Organism: Gopherus flavomarginatus (Mexican gopher tortoise)
Lineage: Eukaryota; Metazoa; Chordata; Testudines; Testudinidae
Gene: GDF10
Product: growth differentiation factor 10
Exons: 3
Coding region: 38-1432 (464 amino acids)
Biological process (GO): osteoblast differentiation; SMAD protein signal transduction; BMP signaling pathway
Cellular component (GO): extracellular region
Molecular function (GO): growth factor activity; cytokine activity
Source: RefSeq, a predicted model, not a curated record